AUGACUCGAGCACAGCAAACCGUGUCCAUUGGACUGCUAUUCGCAUCAACUCAGCUCUACCUUGCUCUCUUCUUACAACUUAUCCCACUUCCAAGCAUAAUCUCAGAAGAGAUAAUACCUGUUCUUCCUCUCUGGGCACUCGUCUCCUUCGGCUCCUACCUCCUAGCUAAACUCGGAUACGGUGUUCUCACAUUUAACGACGUACCAGAGGCACAUGCAGAAUUGAUGAAGGAAAUCGAUUUGGCGAGAGAGGAUUUGAGAACCAAGGGUGUCGAGGUCGACUAA
Molecule: messenger RNA, 285 nt
Organism: Mollisia scopiformis
Lineage: Eukaryota; Fungi; Ascomycota; Leotiomycetes; Helotiales; Mollisiaceae
Product: dolichyl-phosphate mannosyltransferase polypeptide 3
Exons: 3
Coding region: 1-285 (94 amino acids)
Biological process (GO): GPI anchor biosynthetic process
Cellular component (GO): dolichol-phosphate-mannose synthase complex; endoplasmic reticulum membrane
Source: RefSeq, a predicted model, not a curated record